Messenger RNA from Pongo pygmaeus (Bornean orangutan), 2608 nucleotides. Its product is annotated as cytochrome P450 2C9. The transcript has 9 exons. Gene Ontology annotation, biological process: xenobiotic metabolic process. The coding region runs from base 71 to 1543 and encodes 490 amino acids. Gene Ontology annotation, molecular function: heme binding; iron ion binding; oxidoreductase activity, acting on paired donors, with incorporation or reduction of molecular oxygen, reduced flavin or flavoprotein as one donor, and incorporation of one atom of oxygen. Lineage: Eukaryota; Metazoa; Chordata; Mammalia; Primates; Hominidae. Gene Ontology annotation, cellular component: cytoplasm; intracellular membrane-bounded organelle. The record is from RefSeq and is a predicted model, not a curated record.
UUAGCAUGGAGUGUUAUAAAAGCCUUGGAGUGCAAGCUCAUGGUUGUCUUAACAAGAGGAGAAGGCUUCAAUGGAUCCUUUUGUGGUCCUUGUGCUCUGUCUCUCAUGUUUGCUUCUGCUUUCACUCUGGAGACAGAGCUCUGGGAAAGGAAAACUCCCUCCUGGCCCCACUCCUCUCCCAGUGAUUGGAAAUAUCCUACAGAUAGAUAUUAAGGACAUCAGCAAAUCCUUAACCAAUCUCUCAAAGGUCUAUGGCCCUGUGUUCACUGUGUAUUUUGGCCUGGAACCCAUGGUGGUGCUGCAUGGAUAUGAAGCAGUGAAGGAAGCCUUGAUUGAUCUUGGAGAGGAGUUUUCUGGAAGAGGCCAUUUCCCACUGGCUGAAAGAGCUAACAGAGGAUUCGGAAUCAUUUUUAGCAAUGGAAAGAGAUGGAAGGAGAUCCGGCGUUUCUCCCUCAUGACGCUGCGGAAUUUUGGGCUGGGGAAGAGGAGCAUUGAGGACCGUGUUCAAGAAGAAGCCCGCUGCCUUGUGGAGGAGUUGAGAAAAACCAAGGCCUCACCCUGUGAUCCCACUUUCAUCCUGGGCUGUGCUCCCUGCAAUGUGAUCUGCUCCAUUAUUUUCCAUAAACGUUUUGAUUAUAAAGAUCAGCAAUUUCUUAACCUGAUGGAAAAGUUGAAUGAAAAUGUCAAGAUUUUGAGCAGCCCCUGGAUCCAGAUCUGCAAUAAUUUUUCUCCUAUCAUUGAUUAUUUCCCGGGAACCCAUAACAAAUUACUUAAAAACAUUGCUUUUAUUAAAAGUUAUAUUUUGGAGAAAGUAAAAGAACACCAAGAAUCGAUGGACAUGAACAACCCUCAGGACUUUAUUGAUUGCUUCCUGAUGAAAAUGGAGAAGGAAAAGCACAACCAACCAUCUGAAUUUACUAUUGAAAGCUUGGAAAACACUGCAGCUGACUUGUUUGGAGCUGGGACAGAGACAACAAGCACAACCCUGAGAUAUGCUCUCCUUCUCCUGCUGAAGCACCCAGAGGUCACAGCUAAAGUCCAGGAAGAGAUUGAACGUGUGAUUGGCAGAAACCGGAGCCCCUGCAUGCAGGACAAGAGCCACAUGCCCUACACAGAUGCUGUGGUGCACGAGGUCCAGAGAUACAUUGACCUUCUCCCCACCAGCCUGCCCCAUGCAGUGACCUGUGACAUUAAAUUCAGAAACUAUCUCAUUCCCAAGGGCACAACCAUAUUAAUUUCCCUGACUUCUGUGCUACAUGACAACAAAGAAUUUCCCAACCCAGAGAUGUUUGACCCUCGUCACUUUCUGGAUGAAGGUGGCAAUUUUAAGAAAAGUAACUACUUCAUGCCUUUCUCAGCAGGAAAACGGAUUUGUGUGGGAGAAGCCCUGGCCCGCAUGGAGCUGUUUUUAUUCCUGACCUCCAUUUUACAGAACUUUAACCUGAAAUCUCUGGUGGACCCAAAGAACCUUGACACCACUCCAGUUGUCAAUGGAUUUGCCUCUGUGCCACCCUUCUACCAGCUGUGCUUCAUUCCUGUCUGAAGAAGAGCAGAUGGCCUGGCUGCUGCUGUGCUGUCCCUGCAGCUCUCUUUCUUCUGGGGCGUUAUCCAUCUUUCACUAUCUGUAAUGCCUUUUCUCACCUGUCAUCUCACAUUUUCCCUUCCCUGAAGAUCUAGUGAACAUUCGACCUCCAUUACGGAGAGUUUCCUAUGUUUCACUGUGCAAAUAUAUCUGCUAUUCUCCAUACUCUGUAACAGUUGCAUUGACUGUCACAUAAUGCUCAUACUUAUCUAAUAUUGAGUUAUUAAUAUGUUAUUAUUAAAUAGAGAAAUAUGAUUUGUGUAUUACAAUUCAAAGGCAUUUCUCUGCAUGUUCUAAAUAAAAAGCAUUAUUAUUUGCUGAGUCAGUUUAUUAGACCUUCCUUCUUUUAUGCAUAAUGUAGGUCAGAAAUUAAAGAAAAUAGAGUGCCAGGAGGCCAUGCUGGUUCUCAAAAUGAUAAGGACAGAAAGGACAAAGGGGAAGAGGGUAGGGAAGCUAUUUUGGGUGAGUGUUAGAGUUACUUGAGGACUGGAUUUGAAAGUGAGAAACUGUCCAGGGGCAGCUCUAACCUGUAGGGAAAUAUUCAGAGGAUCAGCAAAAGGGAGGAAUGGACAUUAAAUGUUAGAAUUCUUAUAUCGACAUUGGUGUUCCUUUUUUUUUUUUUUUUGAGACAAAAUCUUGCUCUGUCACCCAGGAUGGAGUGCAGUGGUGCAAUCUCAGCUCUCUGUAACCUCUGCCUCCCAGGUUCAAGUGAUUCUCCUGCCUCAGCCUCUUGAGUAGCUGGGAUUAUAGGUGUAUGCCACCACACCUGGCUAAUUUUUUGUAUUUUUAGUACAGACAGGUUUUCACCAUGUUAGCCAGGAUGGUCUCAAUCUUCUGACCUUGUGAUCUGCCUGCCUCGGCCUCCCACAGUGCUGGGAUUACAGGUGUGAGCCACUGCACCUGGCCUGGUGUUACUUUAAAGUGUCAUUACUUUAUCUCUAAAUAAAGAAUCAGAUUACUUUUACUACUUCAUGUUUCCAACUUAUAAUGAUAUAAUGAAGUAUAAAUACAUGCUUUCAUAUCACU